GCCGCUUCGGGCUUCGGGCGUGGCGCAUCCAGGUACGCCGGGCUGGGAUGGGGUCUGCGUCGGGAUCCCUGGCCUGCGCGGGCAGCCAGAAGCGGGGUCAUCAUGGCAUCCCCGUCGUCCUACCAGGCGGAGGAGGACGAGAGUCUGAAGGGGUGUGAGCUCUACGUUCAGAAGCAUGGCGUUCAGCAGGUCCUCAAGGACUGCAUUGUGCACCUGUGCAUCUCCAAGCCCGACAGGCCCAUGAAGUUCCUGCGGGAGCACUUCGAGAAGCUGGAGAAGGAAGAAAACAGACAGAUUCUGACACAGCAGAAGUCAGACUCACAUGAUGAGGAGGUCUCCCCGACCCCACCGAACCCUGUGGUGAAAGCCCGCCGCCGCCGAGGGGGCGUGAGUGCCGAGGUGUACACGGAGGAGGAUGCCGUGUCCUACGUGAGGAAGGUCAUCCCGAAGGACUAUAAGACCAUGACGGCUUUGGCCAAAGCCAUCUCCAAAAAUGUGCUGUUUGCCCACCUGGACGACAACGAGAGAAGACACCCAUGAGCCUGCUGCCAAGUCACGUGGCCCCGGCGGGCACCAGGAAUGACUGCAGGGUGGGGUCUUUCCAGGGGGGCACCCAACAUCGGUGAGGGCCUCGGGGGCCAUGCGUUGGGAAUGGAGAUCCUACGAACAAUUGGGAAAAUCGGACUCCUGGAGAAAAUCCCUGGGACUGUUCUGGGGCGGUGCUUGUGGAUUUAUGCGUGUACGCUAAUUCCGUGUCACAGCGUGGGAUCACAUCCUCCACAGCUUGUCCCGCUCACGAGGUUGUGAACGUCCAUCUGUCAGGAAGGGUUUGUAGUAUCUGCUUCUGUAGAGUUGCUUUAAAACCCUUCCUUCCCUCCCAGGGCUGCUUGCGUUUUCUCAACGACCAUGGCCGUCCUGUGCGCUCACCUUUGGUACUUGUUUGUUUCUUCCUUCAAGUUAAAUUCCUUGAUGUGGA
Messenger RNA from Leptonychotes weddellii (Weddell seal), 976 nucleotides. The record is from RefSeq and is a predicted model, not a curated record. NCBI's taxonomy places the organism in Eukaryota, Metazoa, Chordata, Mammalia, Carnivora, Phocidae.